AUUGGUUGAUUUAUACCCACAGUUCGCAAUAAAGAUGGUUGCGCCCAUGCAGAAGAUGUGAUGAAGUCUCCUUAAAGUGUUUUGUACAUAAUUUUCUUAAGAAUGGCAUUAUUUGCCAUUACAAGAUACACAGGUGAUGAAAAAGAAAAGGUGCAAACAGAAAGCCGAGCAGAUUUAAUUCUGAAGAAACUAAAAGCUGAUGCUGAUGCAAGGAAGAAGCAGCGCGGAACUGAAAAAGCCAUAGAGAAUGUCACAAGAAAAGAAACAGACAGGAAGAGACCAGCUGAAAAAUCUAAAAAGAAAAAACUUUCGCAUAAAAAGGCAUUAAAGUCUAGUCCUAAGGAACCUCAGUCAGGUCAGAAAUCUAUAGCUUUAGAAUGUGAUGACAGUGAUGAUGAUGAUAAAGAAGAUGAUCGGGUGUUUCAAAAGAAGAAGAUGAAGUUUCUUGACGAGUCAUACGAGAAUAAUGAGAAGACUGAAGACAAUGACAGUUUUUCUACAGACUACCAAGGGGCAAUAACUCCAGACUCCACACACGUAAUGUUAAACAACACGGAUAAUAGUGGUGCGAGACCAGAGAGUCAGGAAGAGGAGAGAGGGGGGUCUUUACUUAGUGUGGAGGACCAGGAAGGAUCACAUGAUGUGGGGGGCUUUACAGUACUAGGGAAUUACAAAACAAGGUCAACUGAAAAGGUUAGCCGUGUGUUACCAGACUGGCUAGCCAGCCCAAGUGUGAUUGCCUCAGAUCUAAAGCAAAAAACGACUCCUGUGUCAGAGUUCAAAGGCCUUGACCCACAGAUUCAUAGAAACCUCAAGGAGAAUCAGAUUGAAUAUUUCUUCCCAGUCCAGAUACAAGUUAUUCCUGAGAUCCUACACACUGUACAGAACGGUUUCGUGCUGGGUAGGGCUGCUCAGAGGCCACCUGAUAUCUGCGUGUCCGCCCCCACAGGUAGCGGCAAGACACUGGCUUAUGUUCUACCUAUUGUACAGUCUUUGAAAAGCCGGACAUUGUGUCGAGUACGAGCACUGGUGGUUUUACCAGUGAGGGAUCUAGCUGCACAAGUGUAUAAAGUGUUCCAGCAGUACACCAAGGGGACAAAUCUAAAGGUUGGAAUGAUUGUUGGACAAAAACAAUUUAUUGUGGAACAGCAUGCCCUAGUAAAGCAACAGCUUGGGGGAUUAGAGAGUAGAGUGGAUAUAGUGGUGGCUACACCGGGACGCCUUGUGGACCACAUCAACAAAACUUUAGGAUUCAGUCUAGCAGAUCUCAGGUUUCUGGUUAUUGAUGAAGCAGAUAGAAUCAUGGAGCACGUUAAACAGGACUGGUUAAGUCAUGUCGAGAAUGCUGUGUUUACCGGAGGUCGAGAGGCACCAACUUCACUCAAUGUCUACAACACCAGUAAACAUCAAAUGCCACUUCAGAAACUGCUAUUUUCUGCCACGCUAUCACAGAACCCCGAGAAACUUCAACAGCUGAAUCUCUUCCAGCCGCGACUGUUUACAUCGGUAGUGGACAGUACUCCUCAAUCAAAGUUACCAGUGGAAACAUUAGAUGAAGGGGAGGCAAUCCAUGACAGAUUGAAUGAGGCAGGAAGAGAGGUCAAGGGUCAUUUUGUAGGAAAAUACACAACUCCGAUUGGAUUAAAAGAAUACACAGUGGAGGUAGAUGCCACAGAGAAGCCUUUAGCAAUACUUCACUUCUUACACAAUCUCAAAUACAGACACAUCCUCUGUUUUACCAACAGUGUAGAGUCUACUCAUAGGUUGUAUCACCUGCUGAAGCUUUACGGACAUAUAAGUGUAGCAGAAAUCACGUCUAAACUGCUGGCCUCCCGCAGGAGUAAAAUCUUACGCAAAUUCCAAAAUGGAGACAUUGAUAUUCUGAUAUGCUCUGAUGCCAUGGCACGAGGUAUAGAUAUAGACAAUGUGGAGUUUGUGAUUUCUUAUGAUCCACCCCCCUACAUAAAAACCUACAUACACAGAGUGGGAAGAACGGCUCGGGCCGGAAAGGAGGGGACAGCUCUUACACUGCUACAGAGAAAAGAGUUCCAUCACUUCAAGACAAUGACCAAAGAGGCUGGGAAAACUUCCCUCGAGAAAUUUAAAGUGGACCCUGGGGACUUUGAGGAUCUUAUGGAGGGAUAUCAGAAAGCUCUAACACAGCUCCCUCACAUCCUAAAGAAUGAAAAAUUUCCUAAAAGAUGAUUCAGAAGAUGAGUUUGAACAAUAUAUCACCACUUGAAGUUCAUUGUACACAUUUAUUUAAGCCAAUAAAUGUUUGAAUUUAA
This is a messenger RNA of Saccostrea cuccullata (small rock oyster), 2288 nucleotides long. RefSeq names its product ATP-dependent RNA helicase DDX51-like. The transcript has 15 exons. Lineage: Eukaryota; Metazoa; Mollusca; Bivalvia; Ostreida; Ostreidae. Bases 103 to 2205 code for a protein of 700 amino acids. The record is from RefSeq and is a predicted model, not a curated record. Gene Ontology annotation, molecular function: nucleic acid binding; ATP binding.